This is a messenger RNA of Apaloderma vittatum (bar-tailed trogon), 507 nucleotides long. It is a transcript of the gene GRHPR, whose product is annotated as glyoxylate reductase/hydroxypyruvate reductase. The transcript is spliced from 5 exons. NCBI's taxonomy places the organism in Eukaryota, Metazoa, Chordata, Aves, Trogoniformes, Trogonidae. The record is from RefSeq and is a predicted model, not a curated record. Gene Ontology annotation, cellular component: cytosol. Gene Ontology annotation, molecular function: hydroxypyruvate reductase [NAD(P)H] activity; glyoxylate reductase (NADPH) activity; hydroxypyruvate reductase (NADH) activity. The annotation marks the transcript as partial.
UGGACAACGUGGAAGCCCUUAUGGAUGUGUGGCUACGGCCUGUCUGAUAGCACGGUGGGCAUCAUAGGUCUGGGGAGAAUCGGACAAGCGAUCGCCCGCCGGCUAAAGCCAUUUGGGGUUAAGAAGUUUUUGUACACUGGCAGUGGCCCAAAACCGGAGAGUGCUGCCGAGUUUGAUGCUGAGUUCGUGCCGCUCACCAGGCUGGCCGAAGAGUCGGACUUCAUUGUGGUGACGUGUGCUUUGACUCCCGCCACCCAGGGAAUGUGCAACAAGGCCUUCUUCGGCAGGAUGAAGAAGACCUCUGUGUUUGUCAACACGAGCAGGGGUGCCGUGGUGAAUCAGGAUGACCUGUACAAUGCACUGGCCCACGGCCAGAUCGCGGCGGCGGGCUUGGAUGUCACGACGCCAGAGCCACUGCCCACUGACCACCCCCUGCUCUCCCUCAAGAACUGUGUGAUUCUGCCGCACGUCGGGAGUGCCACGUACGCCACGAGGAGCACCAUGGCG